AUGAGAAACGAGACAAAAAACGUCGUUCUCGAGGAACAUGGCGGUACUCCGUCGUCGUUACCUUCUGGCCCAGAAAAGGCCAAAGAAAAUAAAAUAUUCGCCUCAAGACAUGGAGGAGCGCAAGCUGGUUUUGGAAGCGCAGACAAGAAGCAAAGAUCCGCUAGUACAGGAUCAGAUACUAUUCGCAUUUCUUGUGCGAAAAAUUAUUUGAACUUCAUGGAGGCUAUCGUCCGUCACAGUUACAAGAACAAGGAACUCCUUACUUGUAAUUGGAAUUGGAAUCAGAUACUACUCGCAUUCUUCGUGGAGAAAUAA
Messenger RNA from Funneliformis mosseae, 315 nucleotides. The record is from the annotation of a GenBank genome assembly. NCBI's taxonomy places the organism in Eukaryota, Fungi, Glomeromycota, Glomeromycetes, Glomerales, Glomeraceae.